UCCCUGCGCUGGCGCUCGGCUGUGGAAAGAUUGAGGUGUUUGUGUGAGGCGAAUAAAACGAUACAAAAUAUGGCUUAAUAUUUAAAGACGAUAUAUUUUAACAUUAUUUAAGAUUGCACUUUAUUGAAAAUAUGUUAAAUAAUAUGAUAUUAUUGUGAUACUUAAUUGUAAAAUACUGAGCGUUCCACAAGGCAAGAAACAAAGAGAUUUACUGUACUUCACGUUUAAGCCGUUCAGACAUCAGUUGAUCUAUAAAUACUGUGAAGAGGACCAAUAAUCAUCUGGUGUCACAACACAUUCAGCUCCUCUACUGUUGUAAUGAUGGAGUGUGUUAAAGAAGAGACUGAUCCUGAAUCAUUCACAAUAACACCUCAACAUACUGAACAACAAACAGGCCUGACAGUAGUGAAAGUUGAAGAUCAACAACAAAAUGAAAUGGAGGAUGAACAUCAGCAACACAAUUUCAUAAGUGAAGAAAGUUCAUUGGGUUCACCUCAAGAAAAAUCAGAAGACAAACUCUCAAAGAGUUUUCCACAGAUAGGACAUUUAAAUAUUCACAUUAAGACUCACACAGGAGAAAUGCCAUACACCUGUCCUCAGUGUGGAAAGUCUUUUACACUAAAAGGAAAUUUUAAGGUUCACCUAAAGUCUCACACUGGAGAAAUGCCAUACAGCUGCCAUCAGUGUGGUAAAUGUUUCAAACAAAAAGGAAAUCUUAAGAUUCACCUAGUGUCUCACACUGCAGAAAGGCCAUACAGCUGCCCUCAAUGUGGAAAGACUUACAAAUAUAAAAGACACCUUAAGGACCAUUUUGUCAGUCACAGAGAUGAGAGACCCUUUGCAUGUCCUCAUUGCGAUAAGACUUGCAUAAGUAAAAACAGCCUUAAGGAACAUUUAGUAACUCACAGUGUUGAGAGGCCAUUUGAAUGCCUUCAGUGUGGUAAAUGUUUUAAACGACAAGGAGCUCUUAAAGAUCACGUAAAGUCUCACACUGGAGAAAGGCCAUACAGCAGGAUAAGUAAAAGUCACUUUGAGGAGGAACGUUUAGUAAGUGAGACAUCCUAUGAAUGUCCUCAGUGUGGUAAAUGUUUCAAACAAAAAGGAGCUCUUAAUGUUCACCUGAAGUCUCACACAGAAGAAAGGCCACACACCUGCCCUCAAUGUGGAAAAACGUACAAACAUAAAAGAGGCCUUAAGCAACAUCUGGCCAGUCACGGAGAUGAGAGACCUUUUGGGUGCCCUCAGUGUGGUAAAUGUUUUAAACGACAAGGAGUUCUUAAUGUUCACUUAAAGUCUCACACUGGACAAAUGCCAUACAGCUGCCCUCAGUGUGGUAAAUUUUUCAAACAAAACGGAGCUCUUAAUGUUCACAUGAAGUCUCACACUGAAGAAAGGCCACACAUCUGCCCUCAAUGUGGAAAGGCUUACAAACAUAAAAGCCACCUUAAGCAACAUCUGGUCAGUCACGAAGAUGAGAGCCCAUUUGUAUGCCCGCACUGCGAUAGGACUUGCAUAAGUAAAAAGCACCUAAAGGAUCAUUUAGUAAGUCACAGCGUUGAGAAGCCAUUUAAAUGCCCUCGGUGUGGUAAAGGUUUUAAGCGACAAGGAACUCUUAAUGCUCACAUGAAGUCUGACACUGGAGAAAUGCCAUACACCUGCAUAAGUAAAAGACACUUUGAGGAGGAACGUUUACUAAGUGAGAUGCCCCUUGAGUGCCCUCAGUGUGGUAAAUGUUUUAACCACAAAGGAAAUUUUAAGGUUCACCUAAAGUCUCACACUGGAGAAAUGCCAUACAGCUGCCCUCAGUGUGGUAAAUGUUUCAAACAAAAAGGAAAUCUUAAGAUUCACCUAGUGUCUCACACUGCAGAAAGGCCAUACAGCUGCCCUCAAUGUGGAAAGACUUACAAAUAUAAAAGACACCUUAAGGAACAUUUUAUCAGUCAUAGAGAUGAGAGACCCUUUGCAUGUCCUCAUUGCGAUAAGACUUGCGUAAGUAAAAACAGCCUUAAGGAACAUUUAGUAAGUCACAGUGUUGAGAAGCCAUUUGAAUGCCUUCAAUGUGGUAAAUGUUUUAAACGACAAGGAGCUCUUAAAGAUCACAUAAAAUCUCACGCUGUAGAAGGGCCUUUCACAUGCCCACAAUUAGACACCAGAAUUUCUCCACAUUCUGGAGAAAUUCCCUAAAAGUGCUCACAUUGUUACAACUACAGACUUACAGAGAAAAGCGCUGACUGCAAAAUGUGAGCAAAAAUCAGCUUCAGUCUUCAGAUCCACUACUUGAAAUAACUUAAUUUUAAUGCAUUACAUAAGUGGUUUCCAACGUGGUGCCCGAGGGCACCAGGUUGCCCACACAGAGUCUGAGGUGCCCACCAAAGAAUAUUCUACUAAUAGUCUCAAUUGUAAUACUUAUUACAUAUUUUUUUACAUUAGCUUGGCUUCUUUUAUGUAUGUUAACAUUUUAAACAAUGAUAAAACAUAUCAACAAGUAAAAUUAAAUAAAAUCAACAAGUAAAACAAAAUCGUUUUAAGUAGACUAUAUCAAAAACUAGCCCUCCGCAUAGUUUUAUCCAUUGUGGUAGCCCUUGCUCACAAAAAGGUUGGAGACCCCUGCAUUACAGUGACUCUUUGCUGAAAUGAGCUGCCAUCCAUCACCUGAUCAUCGUCCGUGACCACCGAAUCCUUCAAAAAAAACUUCUGAAGACACAACUCUUCUGCAUUUAUUGUAUUAUGCACUUAUUUACAACGUUUCACUUUUAACUUUAACAUUGUGUACAAAAUAUUAUUUAUAAGCCUCUCAUUUAUGCUGUUUACUUCUAGUGUCAACACUAUAUUUGUAAGCAUAACUUUGUGAAUAGUGAUUGUUGUUUUUUUGUUUUUUAAAUGUUAAAAAUUCUCCCCAUUCGUAAACUGUUUUGGAUAAAAGCAUUUGCCUAAUAAAUAAUACAA
Paramisgurnus dabryanus is the source of this 2946-nucleotide messenger RNA. RefSeq lists its product as uncharacterized. Lineage: Eukaryota; Metazoa; Chordata; Actinopteri; Cypriniformes; Cobitidae. Gene Ontology annotation, molecular function: DNA-binding transcription factor activity, RNA polymerase II-specific; sequence-specific DNA binding. Gene Ontology annotation, biological process: regulation of transcription by RNA polymerase II. The record is from RefSeq and is a predicted model, not a curated record. Gene Ontology annotation, cellular component: nucleus.